Messenger RNA from Chaetomium fimeti, 12137 nucleotides. Its product is annotated as polyketide synthetase. The transcript is spliced from 6 exons. Bases 1 to 11958 code for a protein of 3985 amino acids. NCBI's taxonomy places the organism in Eukaryota, Fungi, Ascomycota, Sordariomycetes, Sordariales, Chaetomiaceae. Gene Ontology annotation, biological process: secondary metabolite biosynthetic process; fatty acid biosynthetic process. Gene Ontology annotation, molecular function: 3-oxoacyl-[acyl-carrier-protein] synthase activity; fatty acid synthase activity; phosphopantetheine binding. The record is from RefSeq and is a predicted model, not a curated record.
AUGGUUCAAGUAAAGCGGUCUAGCAAUGAGCUCAUCGCCAUCGUCGGGAGUGCCUGUCGAUUCCCUGGCUCCCUCGACAACCCAUCCAAGCUCUGGGAUUUCCUCCGCGAGCCCAAGGACCUCCUCUCCAAGGUUCCAACUAGUCGCUUCAACGCAGACGCAUUUUUCCACCCAGACGGUACACAUCAUGGCACGGGCAAUGUUACUCAAAGUUACUUUCUACAAGAAGAUCCACGGCUGUUCGAUGCGGGUUUCUUCAACAUCAAACCGGUCGAAGCUCACUCGGUUGACCCCCAGCAUCGGAUCCUCCUCGAAGUUGUGUACGAGUCAUUGGAAGCUGCUGGCCAAUCAAUCGAAGCCCUCGCUAAAUCCCAAACCGGUGUCUAUGUCGGCGUUAUGUGCGAUGACUUUAUGGAGCAUGUCCGCCGAGAUAUAGACACUAUGCCCGUAUAUAUGGCGACGGGGACGGCCAGGAGCCUCAUUUCCAAUCGCAUCUCAUACUUCUUCGACUGGCAUGGACCCUCGAUGACGAUCGAUACGGCAUGCUCGUCUAGUCUGGUUGCUGUUCACCAAGCUGUGCAGCUGCUCCGGAGCGGGGACUCGGACCUCGCUGUCGCGGCGGGGUCAAACAUCAUCCUCGGUCCGGAGCUGUACAUCGGCGAGUCUAAGCUCAAGAUGCUCUCUCCCACUGGUCGAUCCAGGAUGUGGGAUGCUGCGGCAGACGGUUAUGCGAGAGGUGAAGGGGUUGCAUGUGUUGUUCUGAAGCGUCUUUCCGAUGCCAUUCGAGAUGGUGACCACAUCGAAUCCGUCAUCCGCGAGUCUGGCAUCAAUUCCGAUGGGCGCACCAAAGGGCUCACUAUGCCCAACGAGUUGGCCCAGGCUGAUCUGAUCACCAGAACAUACAGAAAGGCCGGGCUGGACCCGACGAAAGAAGAGGAACGCUGCCAGUUCUUCGAAGCCCAUGGCACCGGUACCGAGGCAGGGGAUUGCCGCGAAGCCGAAGGCAUCAGCCAUGCGUUCUUCGGAUUCAGCAACAACGAAGCCAGGCCACCCGCCCAAGCUCAAGCUAGCAGCCUCUAUGUCGGCUCAAUCAAGACCGCCAUUGGCCACACCGAGGGCACAGCUGGCCUCGCCGGGCUACUGAAAGCUUCGUUAGCCGUUCAGCACAGCACGAUCCCGCCCAACAUGCUGUUUGAACGGCUAAGUCCCGCAGUGGCCCCCUUCUACAACGGACUGGAGAUCGCCACUCGAGCAAAACCGUGGCCGGGAGUGAACCAAGUCCGCCGGGCGAGCGUCAACAGCUUUGGUUUCGGGGGUGCCAACGCCCAUAUCAUCCUUGAAAGUUACGAGCCCGCGGUUGGCAUAGUCAAGGAUCCUAUCAAAAAUACCAAGCAUCUCGCCACGUUUGCCCCAUUUGUUUUUUCCGCAGCGUCCGAAACGGCACUCGAGGAGAUGCUGCAAGCAUACGCCGUGCUGUUGGGCGAGCGACCGGACUUAUCGCCAGCUGACCUUUCCCACACCCUACACGCAAGACGAUCCGCAUUAGGGGUGAGAGUGGCGUUCCCCGCCUCCUCCUCACCACAACACCUUGCCUCCUCUAUCACGGACCAUCUGGAGCUCGUCCAUUCUCGUCGGCAAGAUAGGGGCGAGCCCGGCAUUAGCAUCGGCGCCAGACCGGUGACGGCGCGUCCCCGAAUCUUAGGCGUGUUUACGGGCCAAGGUGCUCAGUGGGCAUCCAUGGGAAAGAGUCUCAUACAAGGAUCGACCUUUGUCCGUGAUCGCAUCCAUGCUUUGGAGAGCUCUCUGUACGACCUUCCCGUAGCAGAUCAGCCCUCCUGGUCUCUGACCCACGAACUCCUCGCAGAUGCACAAUCCUCACGACUUGAUGAAGCACUCAUCGCCCAACCAUUGUGCACUGCCAUUCAAAUUGUGCUGGUAGACCUGCUUCGUGCCGCCGGGGUCGAGUUUGCAGCCGUUGUCGGCCACUCCUCGGGAGAGAUAGCCGCAGCAUACGCUGCAGGUAUGAUUAACGCCGCGGAAGCGAUUAAGAUCGCCUACUAUCGCGGCUGGUGUGUUCAGCGAUAUGUUAAAACAGAAGGGCGCAUGAUGGCCGUCGGGACUUCGCUCGAAGACGCCAGAGAGCUAUGCAGCUUGGACGAAUUUGUUGGCCGGUUAUCUGUGGCUGCUUGUAACUCCCCGUCUAGCGCUACGCUUUCUGGCGACGCUGACGCCAUCGAGGAGGCGAAGGCGGUCCUUGGAGAUGAAAAGAAGUUCGCUCGAGUCCUCAAAGUCGACAAAGCAUAUCACUCCCACCACAUGGCAGCCUGUUCGAUACCAUACCAACAAGCACUCGACAAUUGCAAGAUCGAGCCCCGACCGCCAUCCAACAACUGCGCUUGGUAUUCAAGCGUGCACGCUGGCGCGUCGAUGGGGGUUACAGCACAGCUACAGUCCCUCAAAGGAGAGUACUGGAAAGACAACAUGCUGCGGCCAGUCCUUUUUGCCCAGGCUCUUGAGGCAGCUGUCAAGAUGGGCCAGGAAGCGCCUUUCAACAUGGCCAUUGAGGUGGGCGCUCACCCAGCUCUGAAAGGGCCUGCAACCGAAACACUCGCAGUCUUGUAUGAAGGAGAACAACUUAUCCCGCCACUUUACACCGGCACCCUACACCGUGGCACAGAAGAUAUUGGAGCAUUGUCUGUCACGCUCGGGUCCGUCUGGAGCCGGUUCACGACGCCCGUUGUUGAUUUCCUCAAGUACGAGACUCUUGCAACAGGGCAAUCCGCGUCACUGAGGCGCGUCGUUCCCAACCUUCCGACGUACAAAUGGGACCACGAUAGGGUGUUCUGGCACGAUUCUCGAAUUUCUCGUGCCACCCGCAACCGUAAGGAUCUCUUCAAUCCCCUCCUCGGCAAGAGGGUGCCAGAUGGCGUGGGCGAUGAGAUGCGUUGGCGGAACAUUAUCCGCCCAAGCGAGCUUCGAUGGAUCAGUGGCCAUCAGCUCCAGGGCCAGAUGGUGUACCCGGCUGCCGCAUAUCUUUCUACUGCCAUCGAAUCAUGCCCCUUUCUUGCAGAAGGUCGGGUUAUAAACACGAUUGAAAUUGAAAACUUCAAGCUGGGCAAGGCACUAGCUUUUGAUGGCAUCAACGAGCAAACCGGGGUCGAGACGGUCUUCGUCCUCUCUGACAUCGAUAAGCGAGGGCUCCAUCACAUCACAGCAAAUUUCACGUUCCACGCUGCCAUCGGCGUUGAGGCCGAUCUGCUUUCGCGCCUAGCAACUGGUCGGCUAUUGGUCACGUUGUGCACGAGUGAUGUUGGCGAGGACACAUGUACGCCCCGUCAUCCGUUUCCGCAGCGACUUCCUGGGCCGUCAGACACCGCCGAAGUGCCGGAGGAUUCUUUUUAUUCGGCCCUUGAGGAACUCGGCUACGAGUAUUAUGACGAUUUCCGGGCGCUCUCAGGUCUGAAACGGAAGAUCAAUUACGGUUCUGCGUACGUUCGCGUUCCCGGCCAUGAAUCGGCCUCCGACGCCGUGUUGCUGCACCCGGCCCUGCUAGACGCGGCCUUGCAAGCAAUCUUCCUCGCCUACUGCUAUCCUGGUGACAAGAGCCUCGAUCAGCUGCACCUACCCACGGGUCUGGACAGUCUAUCAAUCAACACAUCGCUCUGCAGACAAGAUCUAGUCCAAGGGGUCCAACUUCCUCUCGAAUCCUUCUUGACAAAAAACCCCUUGACCACGAACAUUAUCGGUGGAGAUGUUGAUGUCUACGGUCGCGACGGACAAACACCGCUCAUCCAACUGCAAGGUCUCCAAGUGAUGCCCCUAGCUGAGCGGACCAGUGAGGCGGACAGAACACUAUUCAUGGAGCAGGUCUGGGGAGUGAGCAUGCCGGACGGUGCCCUCGCAGCCAACAGCCGGGCUACCCCGACCGACUAUGAGCUUGCUACAAACCUGGAGAGACUGUCCUUGUACUAUAUGAAGAAGGUUGUCCACGACGUGCCGCCAAGUCAGCGCCGCGGCUUGAAGUGGCAUCACGAGGCUAUGUUUAGCUGGUUCGAACAUGUGCUCCGCCAGACCGCAGAUGGGCGACAGCGCUAUGCUAGCGAUCGGUGGCUUGACGAUACUUGGGAUCAGAUCUCAUACAUCGUGGACAAAUACCCCGCCAGCAUCGAUGUCAAGCUCAUGUGUACAGUCGGCGAGAACCUCGCGGCCGUGGUCCGGGAAGAGACUCAAAUUCAGGAGCACAUGUUUCAGGAUAACCUGGCGAACCGGUACUACGUCGAAGCAUUGGGGCUUUGCGAAACUACCGGGUUCUUGUCCCGUGCUGUGGCACAGAUCGUUCACCGCUACCCGCACAUGGAUAUCCUCGAGAUUGGGGCCGGGACCGGCGGUGCGACAAAAUCCAUCAUGGCGGAGAUUGGACGCGCUUUUUCGUCGUAUACAUUUACCGACAUCUCUGCCGCAUUCAUGGAGAAAGCGCAGGAAAUCUUUUCCCACGUAGCCGACAAGAUGGUGUUCAAAACUCUCGAUAUCGAGAAGGACGUGGCCGACCAAGGUUACCAGGAACACUCGUACGAUGUUGUUAUCGGCUCCCUGGUCUUGCACGCAACCAAAAACCUUGACAAGACGCUGCAAGAGACUCGUCGGUUACUCAAGCCCGGCGGGUACCUCCUUCUCAUCGAGCUCAUCAGCAACGACGUUGUCCGUACCGGUUUUACCAUGAGUGGCUUGCCGGGUUGGUGGCUUGGCCGGGAUGAUGGUCGGGAGUACUCGCCUUGUGUGACCUCGGCCAAAUGGCACCAGCUCCUCCUGGGAGCCGGGUUCUCGGGAAUCGACACUAUAACACCCGAGGUCGACAUUCUUCCCCGACCCGCAUCCGUCAUCGUAUCUCAGGCCGUCGACGAACGCGUGAGUGUGAUUCGACAACCACUUAUGCACGCCCGCGAGUCCAACGCUGCCUCGACCGAUAAGGGGGACCUGGUAAUUAUUGGCGGGCAAAGCCUAACGACGGUGUUACUGAUCGACACAAUCAUGGGUCUAACCCAGCAAUUUGAGUUCCAGACCACUCGCUUCCUGACACUAGAGGAAGUCGCCAUUGCGACUAGUAUCUCCCCCACGGCCUUGGUCCUGAAUCUGGCUGAACUAGACCGGCCCAUCUUCUCCGACCUCACGGAUGAAUCCAUGCGAGCCAUACAGAAUAUGGCGGACUAUCAACGGACGAUUCUCUGGGUGACACAAGGUGCGCGUGCCGAUGAACCGUAUAUGAACAUGAGCUUAGGACUUGGCCGGUCGGUAGUCAUGGAAAGCCCUGGUAUCUGCAUCCAAUUUCUCGACCUCGACUAUUCACAGAAACCCGACGCGAGGUUGGUGGCAGAAACGCUGCUCCGUCUCCGAUUCACACGGAACGAAACUUCUGUUCGCGGCGUGCUCUACACAACAGAGCAAGAAAUGUUCGAGGAGGGAGGUUGUAUCAAAAUCCCGAGAAUGCUACCGAUGCAACCUGCAAACGACCGAUACAAUGCGUCGAAACGAUCCAUCGUACAGGCCAAAAGUGCCUCCGAGUGCCCCCUGAUUCUUGCCAGGCCCAAUCAGGCUCGAGGCUACACUUUCCACCAGGCACCGCCUGAACACCAUCUCCAUCUUGACGCCGGCCAGGUCCGGAUUUCCGUCACGGCAUCCACUUUGCUGCCCGUUGUACAAGGCAUGCAUGGUAUUGUUGGACUGGACCCGCACGCCGACGCUUGGGUUUUGGGAUUCUCGCGUACGAAUGGCUCUUGUGUCACUGUUCAACAAGAACACCUGGUUCGCUGGGGCGGUGCACAAAACGGAACAGGCUCGGACGCUCAAGAGCGACUCCUCGCCCUGUUGACCAUUGAGGCAAGAUGCAGCCAAAUCGCCCUUUUCAUGCCAACGGCGGGGAGCUUGGUUGUAAACGAGCCACCCGCGGACCUAGCAUUGCGGCUGUUUGAUCAGGCAGCGGAAAGAAACACGAACGUGGUCUUUACUGUCCCAGCUGCAGGCGAUCUUCCGGACCUUCCCAGCGAGAGUGUGGUAGCAUUGUCUUUAACUACUUCAAGGCGAGCCGUUCGUGCAUCUCUUCCCCCUGAUAUCUCCCUAUUCCUUGACUACUCCAAUAAUUCCGAAGGGGCCGGAAUUGGCUCGCUCGUGGCAUCAUGCAUGCCUCCAACGUGUCGGCACAUCACCCUCGCAACGCUGGGACCGCCCCUGGCAAUGCCGUCAGUCUUGUCACCCACACCGUCAGCUGAUAUACCGGAUCCGUCCACCCCCACGGUCUUGAACUGGAAGUCAGAGGAUGAGGUUCCCGUCAAACUACAGUCAGUCGAUAGCAUGAUCCAACUCGAUGAAAGCAAAUGUUAUGUUUUGUUUGGCUUGACGGGCGACCUGGGACGCUCCGUGGUUGACUGGAUGGGAUCCCAUGGUGCAAAAAACGUAGUUUUGACGAGUCGUCAUCCUAAUAUCGACACCAAGUGGCUGGAUGAGUGCCACAAAAGGGGUAUGCGUGUUGAGGUGUUUGCUAACGACAUUACCGACGAAACCGCGGUUGAAGAGCUCGUCGGUAACAUACGCCGCUCAUUCCCACCCAUUGCAGGAGUCAUGCAUGGCGCAAUGGUGCUCGAGGAUGGCCCGUUCUCGGAGAUGUCAUUCGAGGCCAUGACCAAGGUCCUACGCCCUAAAGUUCUUGGGACCAUCCACCUCGACCGCCUGUUCCGAGAGAACACCCUUGACUUCUUUGUCUUCUUCUCUUCGCUCGCCUCUGCCGUCGGAAAUCGAGGACAGGCCAACUACAGCGCCUCCAACAUGUAUAUGACGGCCAAGACCUUUGAGCGCCAGCGGAGCGGUCUAGCCGCCUCGGUUCUACACCUAGGAGCCGUCAUGGGUGUAGGGUAUGUGUCUCGCGAGUCGAGCCGGAGCAUGUCCGGUGAAGCUUUAUUUUCAAUCGUUCGCCGCGCAGGGUUUGACCAAAUGGACGAACGUGCUUUCCAUCAGUGCGUCGCCGAGGCCAUCCUGGCUAGCCGCCCGGAUUCCAGCCGCAACCCCGAGAUCGUCACGAGCGUGCGCGUGGUUAAUGUCGACGAGGAAGUGUCGGUCCCAUGGACGGAUAACCCGCGGUUUUCCCACUGCAUUACGCGUGGUAGCACAAACGCCGAAGCAAAGAGGACACUGGGCGGGUCCAUGGCUGCUGUUAAACCGAGGUUACUCGAAGUAAGAAGCGUCGAGGAAGCUAUUACAGUCAUCACCGACACCUUCGUGCAAAAGCUGCAGGUCAUGCUCCAGAUACAGCUACAAAGCGACGACGACCGUUCCAACUUCCUCACAGCCAACGCUGAGGAGACGGGUAUUGACUCCCUUGUCGCUGUCGAAAUUCGCUCAUGGUUCCAAAAGGAGAUGGAAGUUGACGUGCCCGUCCUCAUGAUCCUGGGAGGAGCUACAGUUGCAGAACUCAUCACCUGUGCUGCUGAGAAGCUACCGGCCACCCUAACUCCAAACAUCGGACAAGAUUCGAGCAUUGACGUUAAGGAGAAGAUACACGAUAUUGACCUCAAAUUGCCGGUCACCGCCCCCUUCACCCGAAGUUCCGACAUCUCGACGACAUCCGGUCCAUCGCAGAGCGAAGAUGUUGACGACCGUACGUCAACAUCUCGCAAGAGCACUCCUCCUCCUGAGCAGGAACCAAGCCCAGCGCCCAUGGUAAAUGACACUGACAAGCCUGGAAGGAACACAAACCCCGGACUAGACAGGUCCGGCCCCUUGAGUCUAAUGACACAACCAACCCGUGCCCAGGAUUUGGACCUUGAAAAAACGGCACCCAUGACACUCGGACAGUCUCGAUUCUGGUUUCUGAGACAGUAUAUCGAGGACCAGACAACCUUCAACGUCACGCUUUCGGUUCGGCUUCACGGCCCUUUGCAAGUGACAAGGUUGGAAGCGGCAGUUCAUGUCCUAGGUCAGCGCCACGAAGCUCUCAGAACAGCCUUUGUUGUCCAGGAGGGACAACAGAUCCCGGUGCAAGGCAUCCUCAAGAAAUCGCUUCUCCGCAUUGAGAGGAAGCAAAUAAGGGACACUCACGACGUUUCGCAGGCCGUGGAAGCAAUGAAGAACUACGUCUUUACGAUCGAACGAGGCGAGUCCAUGCGAAUAGUUCUCUUGGCCCUAGGUCCGCGAGAUCACUUCCUCAUCUUUGGGUAUCAUCACGUCAACAUGGACGGUGCAAGCAUGGAAGUCUUGCUGGCCGAUAUGGGAAAGUUGUACACUGGCACACCUCUCCGUUCUGAACCUUACCAAUACCCUGCCUACGCCUUGCAACAACAACUUGAUGUACAGCUGGGAAAUAUGGAUAGCGACAUCACAUACUGGAAGCGGGAGCUAACCACCUUGUUCCGCCUGCUCAACGUGAGCGACUUCUGCAUUGGGACUGCAGACGCCAACCGCUUCGAGGGCGACCUAGCCACGAGCAUCGGUAUGUACUUGAACCUCUUAGCGUUGAGGUUUCGCCUUUCCAAGGGGCAGAGCUUCCAAGAGACUCUGAAGGACACCCGCCGCACUGCGUACGCGGCCAUGGCACAUUCGCGUGCGCCGUUCGACCUCGUAUUGGACAGCCUCAAGAUUGCAAGGUCGACACUGCACAGCCCCAUAUUCCAAGCCUUCAUCAACUACCGGGCCGGGGUGGCUGCACAGCGGACCAUGGGAGACGUGGAGGGCCAGACCGAGGAAUACAGCAUGGGCCGAACGGCCUACGACAUCACGCUGGAUAUUAUGGACGACCCGCACAGCGGGCCCCGUCUCACGCUCCUGACCCAAAGCUCUCUGUACUCCGAGCAAGACGCUAGCUUGUUUGCGGAUAUAUAUGUCCACUUACUCGACUACUUCGCCUUGGAACCUGCGUCAAGACUGGACGCAGCACCCGUCUUCACACCAGAGAGCGUGGAGAAGGCUAUAAAGCUCGGUCAAGGUCCUCCCAUCGCUUCUGAGUGGCCGGAAACCAUUGUUCACCGGGUUGACGACGUUAUCCGACGGCAUCCCGACACCAUCGCCGUCAGAGAGCCGCUCACAGGGCGAGUAUGGAGCUUCCAGCAGUUUGGAAACCGAACAAUGGCCAUCGCAACAACGUUGCUCGCCGCCAACGUGACCAAAGGAGCGCGGGUAGCUGCAUUUCUGGAACCGGGUCUCGACUGGAUUUGCUCCGCCUUGGCUGUCAUGCGCAUCGGUGGCACAUUUGUUCCCCUUGACGUCGGGAUACCCCCGGCGCGGUUGGCGGCCAUGGUUGAGGCCGCGAAACCGGCCAUGGUCCUCUUCCAUGACGCGACACUAUCCCAGCCGGCCGGAUUAGCAGCGGUCCAAGACGGGCCUCCUCAGACCAUGAAUGUCUCUCGAACGAUCGCUUCCCUUUCCUUUGAGCAUCAGCGACACGACGUUCCCAUCAUGGCCCAAGCGAAAGACCCUGCCAUAGCCUUCUUUACCAGUGGUUCAACAGGGGUCCCCAAGGGCGUGAUACUUUCCCACGACGGAUUCCCAAACCUGAUGGAACACACGUGCAAUAUUCGUGGGCCUGAAGUGGUACUCCAGCAUAGCGCACUGGGGUUCGAUUUCGCAACCUGGCAGUGCUUCGCGGCCCUCGCAUAUGGUGGCACGCUGGUCGUCGUGCCGCGGGCCAUGCGCGGGGAUCCCAUCGCUAUCACCACGCUAAUGGCUGAGGAGGGUGUUACCUGCACGGGUGCUACGCCAUCCGAGUAUCUGAGCUGGAUUCAAUAUGGUUUUCCCAAGCUCACGCAAUGCAAGUCGUGGCGAAUUGCCGCGACGGGCGGCGAGCACUGCUCGUCAAAACUAGUUGACGACUUUAGAAAACUGCAGCUGCCCGACCUCCACCUGUGGAACAUGUAUGCCCCUUCAGAGGUCACUGUGUCGAGCAACCAAGUCGAGAUAGACCUCGCAAACCCACUCAAUGGGGUGGUUACUGUCGGUCAAACGAUGCCCAACCGCUCCGUCUAUAUCCUGGACGACUUCGUCCAACCCGUCGGCCCCGGGGUCCCGGGCGAAGUCGUGAUUGGUGGACUUGGUGUCGCCCUUGGAUAUCUGAACGAUGACGACCUUGCAAACGAGAAGUUCCUUCCCGACCAUAUCUCGCCGAAUACUAACGCCAAAGAAAACGGGCUGGCAAGAAUGUACCGAACCGGAGACAGAGGCCGAAUGCUAGCAAAUGGGGAGCUGGAGAUCUUGGGUCGUAUCGACGGGGAUUCCCAAAUCAAGCUCCGCGGAAUCCGCGUGGAGAUGCAGGAUAUCGAACAGCUGAUCCUUCUCAACUCUCACGGCGGGUUGGGGAGCGUAUGUGUUACGGCACGGGGCGCACAGCCAACCUUGGUUGCUCACGCGGUGUUCCGAGCAGACUGCACGGUGCCAGAUCAAGACCGCAAGGAUUUUCUGCAUCGAUUAGCAACAUCUCUCCCUCUACCGCAGUACAUGCAUCCCGCGGUCAUCAUACCCAUUCCUUCGAUGCCCCUAACCCCUCAUGGCAAACUAGACAGACAGGCGGUACAGAGGAUGUCGAUCCAGGCAGAAACCAUCGGCAUACGGCAACCGCUGAUCGUGACCCCCGAGCUUGGAGAGAGGGAACUCCAGCUCCAUAGGGUCUGGGGAAAAGUCAUCCCGAAAGAUGUCCACUCUCUCUACAAAGUGGGCAGAGACACUGACUUCUUCCAUGUCGGGGGCAACUCGAUGCUGCUCGUCAAACUACAACAUCUCAUCCACCACGAGUUCGGUGUAAAACUGACCAUAAUGUCUCUUUUCGAAGCCAGUACUCUGGGCGCUAUGGCUGCCGCUGUCCACGACGCGUCUGUCACCAGCGCCGAUGCGCCGAUCGACUGGGAAGAAGAGACCGCCUUAACCAAGGACUUGAUCGACGCAGUUCCAGCCCAAGAAGCCACCGUCAAAGCCAGAGACAGUGGGAUGGUCGUCAUUCUAACAGGUGCAACUGGCCUCAUCGGCCGCGAGCUGCUUGUUCAACUCAUUGGAUCCCCUGAUAUCUCUCAUGUGCACUGCAUCGCAGUCCGCGAGCCUUCAAGGCUUGCCGACUUGGAGUCAUGUCCGAAAGUUUCCGUUUACAAGGGUGAUCUCUCCUCACUAGACGAUCUGGACGACCGACCUUUUUUGUCUGCGCACGCCCUGAUCCACUGUGGUGCAGACGUAUCCUUUCUCAAGUCAUAUGCUACGCUCCGCAGAGCGAACGUCGGCUCGACAAAAGUCUUCGCGAGUCUCGCUUUGAAGCACGGCCUCGACUUUCACUACAUCUCCACGGUUGGGACCGGGCGCUUGCUUUCCAAACCGGUUGCGGAUGGUUCAAGCAAACAAGGAGAACUACCAGCUGUCCCCCAGGACAUAUUUGGGGAACAAACGGUCGCUGCGCAUCCUCCUCCGGCGAACUGGCAGGAUCACUACGUCGCGAGCAAGUGGGCCAGCGAAGCAUUCCUAGAGCGCGCGGCGGCCCGGCUUGGACUUAGGGUGUGGGUACAUCGGCCGAGCAGCGUCACGGGCGCCGGGGUGGGCGAGACGGACGUCAUGUCAUCCAUGCUCCGAUUUUCCAACAGGCUGAGAGCGGUCCCGGUUUCGGCACACUGGAAAGGCGCGGUGGACUUUGUGCGAGUCGAGACAGUGGCUAGUGGAGUUGUGGACACUGUGGUUCGCCGCGGGGAGGAAGAUGUGGUGCCUAGUGGUGGUGUAAAGUUCUUACAUCACAGUGGGGAUGUUGUAGUUCCCAUCGAGGGACUGAAGGAGCAUCUGGAGGCGGAGGGAGGGGCCGAGUACCAAACGGUUCCGCUGGGAAAAUGGGUUGCCAUGGCCGUAUCCGAGGGGAUGAAUGUACUGGUGGCGGCAUAUUUGGCUGCGGUUGACGCGUCGGAUUCUGACAUUGUUUUUCAGUCCUAUAUCAAGGACUCGAAGGGGGUUUAACUUUCCCACUCAGUAAGGAACGUAUUUCUUUCACUCUGAACGCGAUAUAUUAGAACAUCACGCUUGGCUGGCCGAUUCUUCACUUGAAUGGGAAGCCGUCAGGAAUAGGCAUUGGUCUAACAAUUAUUGAUACCUAAGGUACCUACCUUACCUACCUUAGGUAAUUAGGCAAUAACCUG